CCACAUCUUAUCUUUUCCAUCCUUUGCAUCAGCGUCGUACGACUCUCUCGGCCUCCCCUUUCUUCCUUCCACCGCCCAAACCCUAGAUCGGCGCCGCCGCCGCCACGCAGGGCCGGCCAGCACCGUGUGGGGGAGCGUCCGGCCGCCGCCGGGGUGCCUUGGAGAUCGAUCUCCUCGCCGCCGACGACAGCUUUUCUUCGCCGGAUGCGUUCCGUGGCGGUUAUCAGGACUCUUUUUCUCUCGAGAUAGAGAGGAAAAGCUCCCUCUCGAUCUGCUGUUGGAUCGGAAGAACAGCAGAGAGAGAGAAAGCUUAGCGGGAUGAUGGUGCAGAUCGCGUGGAUCUGUCGCCGGGAGGUGACCUGGAUCGGUGUCGUGCUCUCGCCGUGUGGGUGAGAUUCACCGGCGCCGGUGCCUCGGAUCCUCUUCGGCGGCGGCGUUGGGCCUCCGAUGCGCGAAGACCUGGGGCUCUGAGGUCAUGAGGAGGACUUUAUUUUGGGGAGAGGAUUUGAUGAGCAUGGAGGAUGUGCAGUGCUCCAAGUCGGAAAGCUUUUUUUUUUACCAUUACUGCUGCCGAGGAAGCUCAAUCUCUGUCGGGAUGGUAAUUACGGAAGGGGUUAUCUUAGUAUGGUGUGGUUUAUGAAAUUCAGAGAUCGGUUAUCUUAUUAUGGUGUGGUUUAUAAAGUCAGAGAUCCAUAAUUUCGUCGCUUCAGGAGGAUAAAGGAACACACAUCGUUUUGGGUGUCCGGUACCAAAUAUUGUUCAUUUCACCCUCUGGGUUGUCUUUCAAAAGGUGUCAGAGUGAUGGUUUUUUUUUUCCUUCUUCAAUCACUGGUGAUAUAUAGUUUUGCAAACUGAGCUAAAAUGCACGGCCAUUCCAAUAUUCCAAUUGUUCUGUAUUUAUGUGGACUCACACGAGGAUUUUGAAAGACUUCUACUAUUGUGGAUUAACACGAGGAUUUUGAAAGAUUGUUACUAUGCGGAUUCACAUGAGGAUUUUUAAAAGACCGUUCAUUUUAGAGGUUGGAAAAUGUUUUACGUUCAUGUUCAUCCGGCUUCCUCUUGAUAUGGCCGGUAACCACAAUGGAGAUCGUCCAAUCAUCGUGGAAUCCCUGAGAGGUAUGCAAUGAUAAGGUGUGUCUGCUAUCUCAUUUGAACUUUAAUUAGAUUGACGUAUGUGCUUUUCUGCUAACAUUGAGAGUAUAAAAACCUAAUAAAUUUACAUCACAAAUACAAACAACUCUUAUUGUAAAAGUUAUAUCAAGUGAUCGCAUUACUCUUGGUGAAGGUCUUGUAUGCAACACAUUGUCCACAAAGACCAUGGUGCAGUUCGAGUUUUCAUGCACAAAAUGUAGACAACAACAUAAACAAUUGAUAAGCAUGAUAAUAUUAAUUCGUACUAUUCUACAUUUGAUAAUACACCACAAACAACUUUAUCACAUACUUACAAGAUGAUAAACUUGUUGUCUCAUGGUAUAGUAAACUUUUGCAUGCAAAACAACCUUUUGAUAUGUCACAAUAACUGAACAUUUAGUACAGAACUAAUAGAUAAAAUCACAAGUGUAUCUCAGUGUGGGGACAAGAACAAAAUUACCCCAAAUAAUAUCUUUACCUUAAUAAAAUUGCCGCAAAUAAUACCUUAAAUUGAACAAAAUUGCCCCAAGAAAUAGCUAUGCUAGAGAUAUAUAGCGUUUGUAUGCAGUCAAAUCACAGAACUUCAUUUACAUGAAUAAGAUUGUAAAUCAUGAUAGCUAUUCGAAUAACGUCUCAUUUCCCUUAUACUAGAACGACUUUCAAUUUUAUCGUAGAUAAAGAAAGAGCCAUUUUAUAUUACAAUAGUAAAAGUCUAUGUAAAAGUCUCCAUGCAUGUAGUAACACUUAUUCCUGGCAUUUCGAGUAUCAUUUCUGUCCUACCUGCAAUAAUUAAACAAGUCACAAAUUAAUGGUUUGCAUAUUCAAAUAUUUAGCAUGUAAGGAGCUAUAGAAAACAGAUAACAUGUAUUACGCAAAAUCUACAAUCAACCAUAAACUGUAAUUUUAAUAUAAAGAGAAUGCAAAAAAAUUCGUUUAAAGUGUUCCAGAAAUUGGCCCUAAGCACGGGGUUAGCGCUAUGAUUUGACACAACUCAGCCUGUUAGGCGGGAGGGCCUGCCUAGCUGGUCCAAGGCAGUCAACAUCGGUGCCUAGGCGGUAUGGAGAAGAUGGCAUCAAGGCAUUGCCGCAAGUGCCUAGGCGAUAUGGCGGAUGACAAUGCAACUAGGCGGUGGCCAGGUGUGAUAUAGAAUCAGAUCUUCGAGCUCACCUGCACCUGUGACCCAAAUCAGAGGUGGCUAGGGAAUCAUUGAGCACACGGCAAGCUCACCUGCACCCGUGACCCAAAUCAGAGGGAAUCAUUGAGCACACGGCAACUUGAUCUGCGCCGGUGGGGUUCGCCUCUGCCCAUAUCUUCUCCCCGGAGGUCUGCACCUCCCUUCUCUUCGAGCAUUAGCAGGCAGCAGCAGCAGUGAUCAAAGGAAUCCACAGUCGAGCAAGCAACAUUGCUGACACUGGUGGAUUGAGCAAGAGCAUGUGAUUUCAAAGAAAUAUCAAGCUCGGCACUGGUCUGAUCAGUCAAAACAACACAUCUUUAUUUCUGCAUCAGAAAUGGCUGCUGUAUUCAAAGAAUCCCAGUAUGGUACAUAUUUGGAGGCCAAUCUAAGUAGUUCGUGUGGUAAUAAAGAUUCUCCUCAGGUUCUUCCCAGGUUGCUUUUGUUGGGAUCAUUACAUCCACACUGUUUCUCCGGACAAGAUUACAUCCUGUUGAUGAACAAAAUGGGAAUCUUUAUCUGGCAUGAAUAUUUCUCGACUUCCAGUGUUCUAUAAACAGGGAGACAAUUUCUUUCAUCCUGCAUGGGCUCUCACUUCCAAAUUGGAUACUAAGAUUUCCAUAUUCCUUUAUUGAAGCUGUUGUAUGGUCAUGUGUUGUAUACUACACGGUAGGCUUUGCACCAAUGGUUGACAGGUAUACCCAGGACAUGUACCCUUUUGAUCAAUAUGCCUAACUAGCUACAUCUUUUGUAUUUGUUCAUGUUGAUCUAACAUACCAUGUGCAGAUUCUUUUGUUUCAUGUUGCUGUUAUUCUCUAUACAUCAAAUGGCAUUGGGCCUUUUCAGGAUAAUGGGAGCUAUUGCACGAGACAUGACCAUGGCAAUGUAACCUUUUCAGCCACUCACCAUGAAGUUCCACAAUGUGAACUAUUAUGUCAAUUUGCCAAAGGAAAUGCAAGCAAAAGUUAUUCCUGAGAAAAGACUACAGUUGCUGUGUGAAGUGUGAGUACAACUCCAUCACAAGUGUGAGUUCAACUGACAACUGAGCUCUCUGUAUUGUCGACCCUAAUUCCUUUCUCCCAACCACUAGGGCCAAAAUUUUGUGAACACUCUACUGUAGAUUGUUGAGCCAACUGGUGUGUUUACUACUCGAGUGUGAUUUCUAUUUAUACAUCAUUUCACCUACAUCAGUAUUAUUUUGCAGAGAAUCCACUGAAGAGAUAUAUUGUGCACAAUCAGUAACUCGCAACUCCAAUUGUGUUAAACUGCUAAUCACAAUUAACAACAACAAGCUAGAUGGCUCUCGAGGCGUUACCUGUAGAUCUAGAUGCUCUCUGGUCGGGGCCUUCCUGUUGACCUACGGCUCGUUGGCGGCCUCCUUCGCUGCCUCCGCCGCCAUUCGGCCGGCCGCCACCUCCUUCCGCUUGGCGAGGCAUCUCUGCGUAUGCUCGUUCUCCCUUGUGGUAGAUCCUUUGUAGAAUCUUCCGCAGGAGCACUGAAAGCUGUCCUCCGCAGCCUUCUGCCCUGCCUUGUCCUUGCGGUCGCUGGCGGCCUGCGCCUUCCACGCUCUGGUGGUCUUCGCCAUCGGAGCCGGAGGGGGACGGGGUCGUCGGCGGUGGCGGUGGCGGCGGAAGAUUAGAGCUUAGGGAGGGGACAGGAGGAGGAGGCGGCGGCGGAAGGGAGGGCAGUGGACAGGGGACGCGAGAUCGCUUCGUUGUUUUGUGGGCCGGCAGUACUAGGCCUGCUAAUGGGCUGACAUAUAACCUAAAUCCAACCCACCCGAAGUUCACCACAGUUUUACGCCAGUCUAUCUAAGGUCCCCUAACUAUAAUACCAGAAAUGUAAAAAACAUCAAAAAAAAAAAAAAUCUCGAGACAGUAUAGAUGCCUAAUUUUGCUGACAUGCCAUCCUAGUCAGAAAAAAAAUAAAUAUGCGAGGUCACAUGUAAGUGAGAGAAUGGUGUGGGCCAUGCAUCUCUCAUUUCGUUUCUUUCUUCUUUCUUUUCUUCUUCUCUUCUCGCCAGCGAUCUUUUUUUUCUCCUCUCGUCUGCAGAGGGGGUAGCGGCAACGAGCGGCUGGAGCAGGCGGGCGAGCGCGCAGUUAGUGGAGCGGAGCGGAACGGAAAAGAAGAGAAAAAGAUAAGAGGAAGAAAAAAUAAAAGAGAAAAAAAAAGGGUGGGAAAAAGUGGAGGGAUUGUUGGAGAAAUUCAUGAGGCUUCUUCUAUUGGAGGAGUUAUAUUGACGGUCGAAAUUGGUCUAUAACGGCCAUCAACACCUAGCAACGGCUAGUCGAUGUCACCAUCCUUGGACGAGUUGUCAUCUUCGCCCUGAAGUUCUCCUUGGCACCAAUCUCAACAUCCCAUGCUUCGGCCCGUAGCCCGUAGGUGCUGUCACUGGCGUCCACCACCCUAUUACCAGUUGUCCCCGAGCCGUCCCCACCCCCAUCCCACCUCGCGGCCAUGGCUGCGGCGGCAGCCACCACCACCUCAUUGUGCCUCUUUCACCAUUCACUUUGUUGUUUCCUUCAUCUCACCGCUCACCACACCGUUCCCCAUCGCCGAGGCCGCUCAGCUAGUAUCUCACCACCGUGGAUGCCUCACCUAAUUUGGGAGGACAUGCCAAUAACAUGGGAAAUAGAGAGGGAGGAGACUGAGAAUGUUAUGUAGGGCCUAUUUUUUGUUUUUCCACGCUAGCACGAGUACGGGACCAGGUCAAUUUAUCAUGUUAGCGAAAUCAACUAUCUAUACUACUUGAGGACCUAAUUUAAUCUUGUUUUGCAUCUUAGUGGGGCUAAGAUUUCUGAUACUGCGGUUUAGGGAUGCGAUUCAAACUUGACAACAAGAUGAGAGACCCAAAGUGAACCUAUUUUUCCACGAAUGCACACGUACGACGCGGUGAUUGUGAACAAGGCCGCAGCACGCUCCUUGCCGUCGGCGUGGAGGGAAGAAGAUGGAUGAUCGUGCAGCAGUGCGGCGCAACGAUCUCACGGUCGUGACUUGUGACUCAGUACGGUCCAGUCCAUUCUAUUCAACACAAAGCCCAAACUUCCCUCCCUCCAAAUUAAGCAUUUUUUUUUACGAUUGGUGAAUGGUUAUAAUGUAAUUACACUAUGAUUAUACUGUAGUUAUACUUGAAAAAAAUUGGAGGGAUUUUCUAUCGCAUGUUGGUUAGGUAGUCCCAAAAGUAUUUAUAUUGUACCGUGCAUCCACGUCGUUAUUCACAUAUUAUAUUUUUACCAUUGACAUAUACUUCCUCCGUUUCACAAUAUAAAUCAUUCUAGCAUUUCUCACAUUCAUAUUGAUGUUAAUGAAUCUAGACAUAUAUAUCUAUCUAGAUUCAUUAACAUUAAUAUGAAUGUGGGAAAUGCUAGAAUGACUUACAUUGUGAAACGGAGGAAGUAGUAUUUUUUGCGGCAACGUGUAGUUUUCAUAUAGUUUAUUUAUACAUAAGGGUAUAUGCAUGCGACGUCUUCCUUCUCAUUCUUUGUUUGGGGGUAGUGGAAAGUAUUUUGUUUUUACCAUUGACAUAAACUGAACCAUUGGAUACAAUCUUUUGUUUUUAUACACCCCCUGGUCAUUGGGAAAAAUAAAGAGAAAAUUAAUAUAGGAUCAAGAUGCGGGCAUCAAUAUUUGAGCUGCCACAUCAUCUACAAGAUCUGUACUGGGAUUGAUUGCAGCAGUAGUUCCACGCUCCAUACUGUAAACAUAUAGUCCUUUGUCUCUGUGCCUCGAAAAAUAAAUGCAGUUUUCCUGUAGGCAAGCUUCUUUUGCAUUGACCGAUGCUCCGUAGCCCUUCCUGGUAUUGAUAAUAAACGCCCUAUCACCAAGUGUGUCCACCUUCACCCAAGCUGUCGUUGGUAUGUCCAGCUUGUAAACAGAAAUCUCCACUGUUUUAUUAGAACAUGCUCCUGGAGGGUAGAAGUACAAGCAGAACAACUCCCCUCUUGAUUCUAACAAGUAGAUUUCCCUAAAGUUGUACACUGAAUUUUGUACCAGUGUAACAGCAACAAUAUCAAAUGUUGGAUUCGGGGAGAAAUCUAAUGUCACGACAGUGCUAAAAAACGCCGUGCAGAACUUGCCCCCCACUGCCGUCAUAAGAGACAUAGUUUUAAUGACAGUACCACGGUGACGGAAAAACCUCCUAGCCUGAUACUCAUGUUUAAACCACUGCAUUCCUCCAGGACGACAAUACCAAAACACUGUGUCAUGAAGGCUUAGGACGAGCACAACACAAUUUGAAUCAGUAGGCUUGUGUGAUAGCAAGCACCUUGUAUAAUUCUUUCUGAGAAAUCUAUCUUGAUCGAAGGGUAGAUUAAUUCUCUGAGAUGUGAAUCACAUGCGAGUCAAGAAGAUCGCAUGCGAGUCACGGUGCAACAUGAGCAGCCAACCUUGCGGUGUUAUCCAGUAAAAGAGGUCUUUCAAAUCAUCUAGUCCGCUGUUGGCUAGCAAUUGUUGGCUAGAUAUGCUGUAGAGGAGCAAGGUAUCAUUUACCUCAUUAGACUCCUCCUCAUCAUCGUUACUGUCGUCGUCGUCGCUUAUUCCAUCGUCAUCGGUUUCCUCUAUGGACUCAUCCUCAUCACUUGUCGCACUAAACUCGUCUUCGUCGCUCACCUCCUCAUCAUCACCACUUACCUCACCAUCCUCGUCAUCACUUUCUUCCACAUAUUGAUCAUAGUUGUUAUGAAACCAUAACACCGGAGCUAAUUUAGGAUCCAGUGAUGUUGGACCUUCGCUUUCUUUGAUCCCUAUCUGCAUUGUGAGUUAGCCAAUACGUGUACUAAGCUGCAUAAAAAAAAAUUGAAGUUUACUCGUGGAGGAUGGUAUAACGACAAGAAUAAAGGACCCUAAUAUAUAUAUUCGUAAAGGAAUAAAUCGCAUAGGGCUAUUCCCGCGUUUCAUGAUUAGUUGCAAAAAGUAUAUAUCUCCACUAUUAUAAAAAUUGAAGAUAUUUUUCUGGUACUUUGGUACGUUAUCCGUGUAUGAGUUGAUUUUUAAGUUCGUUCGCUUUUGCAAAUAUAGACCCGUAUUUGAGUUAGGUUUUAAGUUCGUUGGCUUUUAGAAAUACAGGAGUCAUACAAGAAAUAUCUUUAAAAAAACUCGCAUGCUAAUUUGAAAUGAUUGAACUACUAAUUACAGCUCAUGAUUUUCCAAAAAUAUAUAUAUCCAAGCGAUUCUCGAAUUUCACAAUAUAUAACAAUAUUAAUAUUAAAAUAGCCUUCGUCUGUUGCAACGCGUGAACAUUUUUCUAAUAUAUAUAAAUAUAAAUAUAUAUAUAAUAAUAUAUAAAUAUAAGUAAAAUGAAAAUUAAAUUAAAUACAUAUAUACGUACCUGUAUGCGUAACGAUCUACGGCUGCAAGCAACCAGGCAGGUACGGCAUACUGUGCGCCCCUUCCUUUAAAUACCCGUGAGGCCGUGAUGCACUGGAUCUGCGAAUCCGCCUCAGAUUCAGAUUAAUUCCCGCUAUCCACGCGUAUAUGGUAUCAGUACGUACGUAUUCCGACGCGAACACGCGUACGGACGUCGCGUCGUAUCCGGUGACCGAGCCCGACGCGAACACGCACGCACGGUCUCGCAACUUUAAAAUGUACGUUGUACGUACGUGACGCCCCCCAUGUACACACGAAUCAACCACCGAUCGAUCGAUGGAUCAAGAAGAAGAAGAAGAACGUACGCACGCGAUCAUGGAGGAACGGGACUGGUCGUCCCUCCCGCUCGACGUCCUCGCCGCGGUCCUGGAGCAGCUGCGGUGGUCGAGCCACCCGAGCUUCGCGCUGUCGUGCCGGCACUGGCGCUCCGCCGUGCCGCCCUUCUACCCGGCGUGGAUCACCCCGCUCCUGCUCAGCACCGCCCGCGUCGGCGCCGCGAACCUCCGCUACUACAGCCCCUACUACCACUACACCUUCGAGGUGGUGGUGGCCAGCUGCGACGACGACGUCGCCCGUGAUGCCAAGAUCUGUUGCGCCACCGGGCGGCACCUCGCGCUCGAGAAGCCGAGGCUAGCGCUCGAUGUCCACCUCGUGACCGGCGCUGUUCGUCAGGCUCCGCAUGCGGCGUACGCGGACCAUUUCGACUUCGUCGUCUACGGCGGCAGCGGCGCGCGGAGGAUGUUCGGGAUCGAUGCGGUUCUCCCGCUCGCGGUUGGCUACACCAGCCAGAUCGGCGACGGCGACGAGGGCGAGUGGGAGGACUGGACACUGACGGAGUAUGACGCUAAUGGGCCACGGCUAAGGCCAUCGCCCGUCACCAACCCGGUUUUCCAUCGCGGUUCGAUAUACCUUCUCGGCGAACAUGGGAGGUUGGCCGUGUAUGACCCAUGCAAGCACGCGGAAGGAUUUAAGAUUCUCGAUAAGCCCAUGAGCUUCGGGUUCGAACAGUACCACGACAGUUACCUGGUUGAGUCUGAUCAGGGCGAGCUUAUGGCCGUCCUCUUUGGUCGACGUGGGACACCGGUACAUGUCAUCGUGCUUAACAAGGAGAGGAUGGAGUGGGAGCAGGUGGAGAGUCUGCAGGGGCGAACGCUGUUCACGGGUACACUCACAUCCAUGGUGAAGAAGACCAAGUUCAAGUGGAUGCAAAACAGGGUGUUCCUCCCGAUGUUCUACAAAUGGCCUGAGACCAUCCAUGUCAACAUUAUCUCUCGCGAUGGCGAAUUAGCCUUUGUACCAAAAUCAUCAUCGUCCAACACAAAGUAUUCCACUAUGGGGGAUCACAGCAAUGGCACAUGCUGCGAAAAAUGUGCAGAUGUGUGGUCGUACAAAUUGGGACAGCAAGAAACUAGAGAAAACUGGGGAGCUGAGAGGGUGUACUAUGGUGUAUGGGUUGACCUUCAUUAGUAUCAAUUGAUCUACGUACCAAUUUAUAGAGUGCUCCCUCUAGAUUAAAAAUAAACGUUGUUUUGGAUAAGUACCCGGUUUCCAAAAGUUAUAACUUUUGCCACACAAACACACACACAUAUGUGUGUAUAUAUGAUAUUAUGAUUUUAUUGAAAUGUAUUUUAAGAUCAAUCUAUACAAAUGAUCUCAAUUUUCUAAAGCAAAUAUUUUAGAAUAUAUUUAUAGUCAAUUUUUUUUAAGUUUGAUAUAUUUUUUAAUCUGAAGGGAGCAUAUGCAUGUAUCUACGACUCUUUUUUAUUAAGUCAAGCGUAGCAGCUUAAACCUCAUCUUCAACAUCAAUACAGAAUUUUAGACCCAAAAAAAUUGGAGGCGGCAUUUUUUUUUAACUCAUUCAGCAGCAAUUCAGGCUCACAAAAUUUGCCUGAACAAACUCCUAGGCAAUCGCUUGCGGCUACAACCUUGCUGACCGCAU
Messenger RNA from Oryza sativa Japonica Group (Japanese rice), 9605 nucleotides. Lineage: Eukaryota; Viridiplantae; Streptophyta; Magnoliopsida; Poales; Poaceae. The record is from RefSeq and is a predicted model, not a curated record.